Molecule: messenger RNA, 2424 nt
Organism: Plutella xylostella (diamondback moth)
Lineage: Eukaryota; Metazoa; Arthropoda; Insecta; Lepidoptera; Plutellidae
Source: RefSeq, a predicted model, not a curated record
AUGCAACAAUCCAACAAAGAUGAAGACGAAGUUGUAGAUAGUAGGAGGCGUAGUUUAAGUAGGUUAAGUUUUGAGGUUGAGGAGGGAGAGGAGAGUAGUAGGAGUAGUAGUUAUGAACAUUGUGCUAAGGCACACACUUUGGGCACUAAAGCGGGCGGAAAGCCCGCGGAGCAAACUAGACUGAGACCGGGUUCCACCACCCCGGAAUCGGUUCAGGGCUCUGGCCAAGGCGCUCGCGCCAAAAAGGGAGGAAAAAGGGACGGGGUCUCUGAGGGAUCGAUCCGAAGCGGCAGGGGUCGAUCGCUCGAGUCUCCCGCCCAUGUAAGCGAGGCUAGUGUGGUCAUGCUAGAGUCUGCGGAAUCUACAGACAGCGCGGAGAGCACUGCAGACGAGGAGAGAGUGGGUCCCUCUGGCAAAUAUUGGCAGAGUAGGUCCCAAAAACGUAAACGAUCUGCGGUCUUCGACUCUGGAAGCGGCUCAGGAGGAAGCCCGAGCGGUGUGCCUAACAAGAUUGGCACACCCAAAAGGGGCCGAGGCAGGCCGCCUACCACUGGCCAAUAUGUUGGCUUAGCAAAGGCCAAAGCUGAACUCGCGGCAGCCAAGGAGAAAGAAUUACGGCUCCGCUUGGAAGAAGAGGUUGCAAACCAUUCUCUGAAAGCCAGAGAGUCGUUUUCCCGGUUGGAUCAGGCCAUCUCCCAAACACUUGGGGAUGGCGAUAAUAGGCUGUCUGCUGACUUGCAGACAGUUAUAGCCAAUAACUUGGAUGUUAUCAUGGACGUGGGGAAAAAGUCCCGAAACCUAAAGGGCACCUUUGUGCGGGCGAUAAAAGAUUCCGUCGAGGCAAUUUCCACGGCUGUGAAAACUCUUAGUGUUCGGACUACAAACGAAGAGGUGGCUAAACUACAGGCUGAUAAUAAUCGCCUGCAGUCCGAGGUCGAGCGCCUGAGAAGGGAGAACGAGGCACUCAGAGCGGAACAAGCGGACCUGCGAAGGGAGUUCCAGACUCUUCGCUCCGGCUUCGAAGCAGCGAAUGGACGCCGAUCCCCCUCCCCUGUUCCCUCGGUAGGCCCUAGGCAAAUUGAUGAGGCACGUCAGGUUUCACCGCCACGGACGGUACAACCAAGCCAACCCAGCCGGGCUGGGCCGCCGGCGGAGCGGGUGAGACCAGAAUUCGCCGAGUUUGCGCGUGCUAUAAUGCUGGAGGUGGGGAACAUGGUGGAUGCCAAGCUCUCCUCAUUAGAGUCGCGUCUGCCACCCGCUCCUCCGAUGCGCCCUCCUUUAGCUGCAGAUAAAAAGAAGGCGGAGGCUGCAAAGAAGCAGAUCCAGACACCAAAAGGCGGUAUAGUGGCUCAACAACCCGGACCAAGCCACAAGAAAAAGAAGGCCAAAAGAAAAAGAGGCAAGAAACCUAGUAGGCCCGCACCAAAUGUGGCACCCAAUGUGACAGCACCAGUGGACCAAGACUCACCCUCACAACCCGUUCGGCCAAAUAGGAGCGGGGAGACUUGGACUACUGUUGUUAAGCGUGGAACCAAGAAACGGGCGACAGUGGCAGCGUCCACUAAAGCGCCUUCUAGGGAACCCCCGAAGAUUAAACUAAGACCUCCACGGUCUCAGGCCGUGGUUGUAACCUUACAGCCGGAAGCGGCGGGCAGGGGAAUGACCUACGCCAAAGUCCUAACUGAGGCGAAGUCCAAGAUCGAUCUCUCUAGCCUAGGAGUUUCAGGGAUGCGGAUUAGGAAUGCAGCCACGGGUGCCCGCAUCCUUGAAAUUCCGGGAAUUUCAAGCAAGCCCGCUGCCGACGCUUUGGCAGCAGAGAUCGAAAAAGUUAUAGGAUCUGAGACUGUAAAAGUGUCUAGGCCCACAAAGUGUGCGAGUCUACGCAUAUACGGUCUGGAUGACUCUUCAACCUCGGAAGAGGUGGUUGAGGCAAUUGCCCUUGUCGGAGGAUGCCCUAAAGAGCAAAUAAAAGUAGGAGAGUUACGUAUGGGACCUUCUACCACGGGCAGUGUGUGGGCUAGCUGUCCCGUCGCUGCUGCUCAAAAAAUCAACAAUGCUAAACACCUCAGGAUUGGUUGGACGUCAGCCUCGGUAAAACUGCAGCCACCGAAGACAAUGCGGUGCUACCGUUGCCUUGAGGCAGGACACGUUGGCGUCUGUUGCCAGUCGGAGGUGGACCGCAGUAACACUUGCUACCGCUGUGGGCAGCCUGGCCACAAGGCCAGCACCUGCAAUGCCGACCCUCACUGCUCCAUAUGCAGUGCCGCUGGUAAACCGGCCAACCACAGGGUGGGUGGUAAAGCCUGCGUUCCUCCCUCGAAGAAACAGCGGAAGAAGACCUUGGCGGCCACACAACCGCUGCCUACCAGUGCCUCGGCUAAUACUGAAGCUGCAGCGGCGGUGGAAGAAACAAUGUCCAGCUAG